AUGGUGAUCACACUAGGGAAGGAUGCCCCUUCAUACAACAUGGUGAAAAAGUGGGAUGCUGAAUUCAAACGUGGAGGGGGUCGUCCGGGUAGGACAGUCGUCAUCAUGGCAGACAGACGAGUAACGGAGUGUUGCACUGAGUUGGGUAUCCCCCAGGAACGCAUCCAUGCAGUCAUCCACAACGAAUUUCAAAUGUCCAAGGUGUCAACACGUUGGGUCCAAAAGCUCCUUGGACCUGUUCUGAAACGGACCCGGCUCAACAUGUCAAGGGAAAAUCUUGCCAUUUUUGAGGCGGAUCCCAACAGUUUUCUUCGGCGAUUUGUGACUAUGGAUGAGACCUGGGUCCAUCACUUCCAACCAGAGACGAAGCAACAUCGAAGCAGUGGAAACACCCAGGUUCUCCGCCUCCCAAGAAAGCCAAAACUGUGA
Molecule: messenger RNA, 429 nt
Organism: Gigantopelta aegis
Lineage: Eukaryota; Metazoa; Mollusca; Gastropoda; Neomphalida; Peltospiridae
Exons: 1
Coding region: 1-429 (142 amino acids)
Molecular function (GO): nucleic acid binding
Source: RefSeq, a predicted model, not a curated record